This is a messenger RNA of Symbiodinium natans, 8163 nucleotides long. Lineage: Eukaryota; Dinophyceae; Suessiales; Symbiodiniaceae. The record is from the annotation of a GenBank genome assembly.
AUGUCCUUGAUGCUGGGCCAAGUACAGCCGGGCCAGCAUCUCCGAGCGGGCAGCCCCGCAGGUCUGGAGCACCUGCCUUUGCUGUCUGCGGGUAGCACCGCCCUGCAGGUGCAAGCAACGGUCACCGGGGACCAGAAACCCGGGGAAAGUCUAACCUUCGGCACCUGGGCCGACAAACCAGGACCACAGGCCGAGCCAACCGGGGACUGGCACGACUGGGGUUGGAAUCGGGACCAGUCUGGUUCCUGGUGGGACAACCACCAAGCCGAAGCUGACCAGCACUGGGACUGGCAGCAAGAGGUCUGGCAGCAAGAAAGCUGGACCGAAAACACAGGCCAAGCCGAGGACCCCUGGGCCGGCUGGUCAGGUGUGCAUUCGUGGGUGGAGGCACACCCGGUGCCUGAACCCAGUGCACCUCCGCGUAGUCGCAGUCCGCGGCAUCGCAGUGAACCUGCAGCUUCCAGUGCGGGUAGACCCGCCAAACCAAGGGGAAAGUCCUGGUGGGAACGUCCCCCGCCCAAGUGGGUGUGGGACGAGAGCAACCAACGCUGGAAGCGCAAGAACCAGCGGGGAAAACGCUCACCUGAAAAGGUUGAGGAACGUAUCCAGCGCGGACAAGAGCGACGAGCAGCCAGCUCGUCAGCAAAAGUCGCGCGGGUAGAACCGCCUCAGGAGGCGGAGACCUCGACUGAGCCAGGUGAGCCAGUCGUUCUCACCCCAGCGCCGGCAGCAGCCGAGCCAGCGGGUAGCCCCGCGGAGGGUCACUCAGAAGCCUCUGAGUCCGAAUCCUCCUCCAGCUCGUCAGUCAGCACCAUCGACUACGAGACUGGAAGUCUGCCCGUGCAGACUGAAGCGGCAGCAAGUGCAGCCGCAGAAAGAAUUCGGGCCAUUAAGCUCGAAGGGGAUCCGGGCGAACCGGAAGGACCCCACGCCCCAUCUGCAGGGGUGAAGAGCGAGGAUCCGAACGAGGAACCCCUCGCAAGUGCGGCGGCCAAAGCCGCAUCUGAGCUCCGAGACUCCUGGAUCUCAGUGAAAGAGGAGGUUGACUAUAGCCCCUCGGACACUCCAGGAGCGGGUAGCACUGCCGCAGCAGAAGCUGCGGAACACAGCCCGGAAGCGGGCAGCCCCGCCGCAGCCGAAGCUGCGGUACAAAGCUCCUGGGUGGAAGUCCAGGAAGCAGCAGACAGCUGGGAGCACGAGGUGAGCAGGCAGCUCACGGGACUCACUGACGCCCUCCGAAGGGCAGAGGAGGCCCACCGUGGGUUGCAAGAGCAGCUGGCUCAAAGCCAGCAUCGCACCCAACUGUUGGAGCAACAGCUCCUGGAACUCCAACAGGCGGGUAGCACCGCCGCGGGUGGCACCGCAGCCAGCAGAGCAGCGGCGGCCGCAGCGGUAGGUAGCGAAGCCAGAAAGAGUCAAAGUGACAACACACCGACCGAAGAGAGCGACGAAUACCGAGCUCUCUCAGUCAAACUGUUCGGGAUGCUGGUAUCGCUCAUCGCUGAAUGCCCAGCUGCAUUGAAGAUUGCAAGGGGCACGAGAAACCAAAAUGGAUUCGUCCUGUGGCGAAUGCUGUGGCGAGAGUUUCAUCCCGAGCAGGCCAACAGAGGUCUCAUUUGGAGACGAGCCCUGCUUUCGCCGAAGUUUCCAAACAAAGAGGGCGACUUUAGUGCAGCUCUUCAAGAAUGGGAGCUGGAUCUCGCGAAGUAUGAAUCCGAGUUUGGAGCCGAAAAGGCCAUCUCAGAUGAAGACAAGCGAGCGCUACUUAUGGUCGAAUCGCCCCAGGCCCUGAAGCAGCACUUGGCAAUGCAUGCUUCGUCGCUAGGAUCGUACGAUGAGGUUCGGGCUGUGGUAGUCUCAUACCUGCAAGCAAAAAGGGUGUGGACACCGUCGGGUGGUUAUGCUCAGUCAAGCCGCCGAGCAGCUCACGAUCCCGAUGCCAUGGAUAUUGGCAAAGUCGGCGAUGCCAAAGGCGAUAAGGGGAAAGGAAAAGAAAAGAAGGGCAAAGGAAAAGACAAAGACCCCAAAGGGGGGAACAAACCCGAGAAGGGUGGAAAGGGCCAAGACAAAAGAAACCAGCAACACAACCAGCAGAAAGAAAAGGAGAAGUGCCCCAUAUGCUGGCGAACUGGGCACACAGUGAAAGACUGCUGGUACAAUGUGAAAGGAAAAGGCAAAGGAACGCCAAAGGGCGGAGUAAACGCUGUUGCUGACGACGCUUCGUCACAGCUCUCAGCGGGUCCCUCCGCUUCCCAGGCGGGCAGCGCCGCGACUACGGCAAAACCUGGUGUGAGACACAUCUCGGAUGAGCCUAUGCGAGUGCUAGCUGUGCGGAACAACGACCCCCGCCAAGGACACCUCCUGGUGGAUACUGGUGCCGCUGUUUCCGUUUGCCGCCCGGGAACCUUUUCCAGUAAACUUGACCCGAAAGGACAAAUGGCUCUGUACAGUGUGGACGACACGCCGCUCAACACCCUAGGCGCCACGGAACCUGUGCUGCGACUAGGCGGGGACCACCGCCAGAAUGCACGAACCACGUUUCAAGUGGUUGAAGGUAUCACAGAUGACAUUCUGUCUGUGAACCGAGCGGUGGAUGCUGGAGCGCGGGUUGUGUUCCACGCGUCAGGCUCGCACAUUGAGUGGGCUGACGGCUCACGAGCCGAUUUCGUCCGAAGUGGGAAACAAUUCCUGCUACCUUACGCGGAAAUGGCCAAACCCAGCAAGCACGUGACCAUAGCGGCCGUUGAGGAUUUUCCCGACGACCUGGAAGCUCAAGCGGUCGAGGAAUUCGCUAUCGCUGAAGAACAGCGGGAGGCAGAAGCCGCGCAGGCCGAGGCAGCAGCUGCCGAAGCCAAUGAGGGUGAAGGCGAAGAACGCCAGGACCUUGAAGCGGUAGCCCCGCCGGCGGAUCCCGAACCGAACGAGGAAAGCGCACCACCGCAGAAAGAAAGACGCGGGAGAAGGCUCGCGCCGGAGAACGAGUCUGUUCUCGUCACGGUGCUGACGCUGGUUGACCGCGACACCGGCUGGCCGUGCAGCGUACAGGUGCCUAGAAAAGGUCAGGAGUGCGGACCAUUUGUGUUGGACGCAAUAGAGCUCUACCUGAACAAUUUGGGACACAAAAGAGUGAUCCUGCAAAUUGACCAAGAAGGAGCGUUGAGAAACGUUGCUGUGGCUGUAAGAAACCGGAUGGGGGCACACAAGGUUCGAGUGCGGGAGUCACCGCCGUACUCGCACCAGAGCCAGGGCGCCGUUGAAGGCGAACACCGCCAACUCGCAGGUUUGGUACGCACAUGGCUCAUGGACCUCCAGAAUCGGUACCCCAACUGCAUGGUUGACGUCAAUCAUGUGGUGUUUCCCUGGCUAGUCAAGUACGUCGCCUGGUCUGCGGCGAGGUUUCAAGUGAGAACCGCCGACAAAAUGACCGCGUACAAGAUAGUCAAUGGGGUAGAAUACUUGAGCCCCAUAUGCAAAUUUGGGGAAACAGUCAUGGCAAAACUUCCGAAACCAGGCACCAAGGCGCAACGCCGUUGGAUACGUGGGAUAUGGGUUGGUCGUCUGGAGCGCGACAACACCAACAUUAUACUCACGGAGGCUGGGGCAUUGAGUGUGCGGUCUGUCCGCCGUUUACCACCAGACGCGCAAGCCAACAGAACCCUGAUGGGGACCGUAGCUGGCGUGCCAUGGGCACUUCGACAAGGAAGGACGUUGCGGCAAGCACCCGCCCUGCAGGCGGAACCUUUGGUGCUGCCAGCACCGCCACUCAUGCAAGCCGAAACCGAAGGCGACCACGUGGAGCAAGAGGGCGCAGCGCAAAUCCCCUCAAUGGCCCACGAUGGACCCGAAGAAAGAAUGGACAAAGACGCGUUGGAUGUUGAAGGCGCCGCAGCCGCGGAGAGCCUCGAACCACGCGAAGACAUGGACGUUUUCGAUGGCGACACCGGCGCGGGAGUUCUCGUCUCACCCGAAGAAACCGCUGAGGCUGAAGCUAUUCGAAAUGCAGCGCCACCGAGUCCCACAACGUCGGAUGGCCCAUCCGCAGAAAGCGCGGGAGCCGCCGCCGGAUCACCUAGAGCACCAGCAGGGAUGGCUUAUCCCACGGGGCUGGGCGAAGGGGGGCUGGCGACCAAGCGUUCAGGCACAGCGCCACCUGCGGAAGAGACCAGGCCACCAAAGCAACCCAAAGCCGAAGCCAAGAAGUCCCAACGUGUAGGCAAACUACAGGCGCAAGAUCUGUGGAAAAAGGUGGAGGAAUGGGCCAAUGCGGACGACCCCGCUGUAGCGCAGCAGAGGCUCGCCACGGUGAUGGAAUACCUCGAUUCCGUGCCCGACCCACAGCAGAUCCAGAAAGCACGCGAAGAGCAACUUUGGAAGCUCUGGCGGCUGAACGCCUUCACACCGGUGAUGCGAUGGGACAAGCCGGCAGACGCCCAGACCUUUCACUACAAGUGGGUGGACAAGGUGAAAGACGGCGUGUGCAAAAGCAGGUUUACCUGCGCCGACACACGACGAUCCUAUACCCCAGAAAUGGAGCAGGACAUGCGUGUCUUUGUUCCUACCCCUACUCCUGAAGCACACGCCCUGCUCGAAAUAACGGCUCUGCAAAGAGGCUGCGCCAUGAGAACCUUCGACAUCGUUGCUGCUUUCCUGAUCGGCAAGGACCGAGGGGCGCAGAACGAAAACUGGGUCUACAUGCGACCGCCAGCCGAGUGGAAGCCCAUUUUCGACCAAUGGGUGCGGGAGCAACCGCCGUCUGAGCAGUCCAAGCUCAGAGGACAAUUUGCUGACAUGCUGUUCAGGCUCGAUGGAAAUUUGUAUGGUCGAAGAACAGCUGGCUCCGUGUAUCGAGACGAACUGGAAGAGCUGUUAUGCCACAAAUUGUCACAGACCGGCCGGUAUGCUUUCAAAAGAGGGGUAAAAGAUCCAUGCAUCUACAGAUGCAUGAAGACAGGUAUCAUAGUGGUCCAUCACAUCGAUGACGGAAGAUGUGCGGGGAACGCCGCCCUGCUGAACACCUUCCUGGACGAGGAUAUGUGCAGCCACUGUGAAAUCACCACCGGUCCUCUUGAGGCCGAAGGUGUAUCGGUAGAAGUUUUGGGGAAAACCAAAACACGCUUAGAGGGCUGCAUCCUGACAGCCCCAGACGCAAAGCAUGCUCGAAACAUCAUCGAAGCACUCGGUCUGAAACCCGGAGAGAAAUCUCCAGUACCUUCUCGCAAACCCGAUCUCUCGGACGUGACGCCGUUGAGUGCGGGGGAUGCCGCCAAAUACCGAUCCGCUGUGGGGUCCGGAAUUUACCUUUCGGCCGACAGACGUGACAUUCAGUAUGCGGUGAAAGAGUUGGCGAGGCAUAUGGCCGAACCCAGACAGUGCGACAUGCAACAAGCACGACUGCUGGGAAAAUACCUGCAACAAGCGCACGACCUUGUUCGAGUCACUGCACUCGACCCAAGCGCGUACGAAGGGCCCAUGACGCUCGACGUCUUCAGCGACAGCGAUUGGGGAGGAUGUGUUGAAACCCGGCGAUCCACAGAUUGUCAUGUGGUGGUUCUGGGAGGAGCAAUUGUCGCCACAUCCACGCAGACCCAGCCGGGAUUGCCUGCCACCAGCAGCCCUGACGCUGAGUUAAGAGGCAUCAGCCGGGCCUGUCGCGAGGCCAUCUUCGUACACGAACUGGCGACUAUGGAUUUUGGGCUGGAGGUGGAAAUCCCACGCCUGUGGUCAGACAGCUCCACUGGCAUCACAGCCGCAAAACGCAUAGGGCCAGGAACCAAGCUACGCCAUCUGGACGUGAGCGAAUUCUACGUCCAAGGGGCAGUGCAGGCCGGGAAAGCGCUGUUGCGAAAAGUCAAAGGAACUGAGAAUCCGGCGAAUUUUCUCACCAAGCACCCAAAGUCCGGAAACGAAGUGCUACAAGCUUUACCCUCGUUGGGCAUGGUGGACCCCAAACAUGUUGCGGGCGCCACCGCCCAGGAGAAACACACGGUGAAGUUUGUGCGGGUGAAUCCGCCUACGAGCUGGAAACCCGUAUUUCCGUUCAAGCCUACGCUCGCAAUCGCGGGUAUCACUAUGGCUUCACAGAUCUUAGGAGUGAAGGCCCAGCCAAGGGAGAAAGAAUUCCUAGAGCUGGUGCUGGAUGCCAUUUUGUGGCUGGGACUCCUGGGAUGGUUUGUUUUGCUCUACCACAUGGUGAAGGGCACUGUGAGGGGAACUCUGGCUAUAUACAGGAGGGUGAACCGACACCGGCAACAUGAAGAAGAGCCGGAACCGGAAGCGUCGGAGGACGAAGCUCCAACGCAGGCCGCGGAAAACGCGCCACCUCCACUCGAGGACUUGUUCCGAGAGGGAGUGCGGGCACCUCCGCCUCGGGACCUGCGACCCCCAGCUCCUGAGCCGGAACCUCCAGAGGUGGGCCAACAGGCAGCAGCUUCUGCCUUGCCACCGCAACCCGCACAGGGAGAUCAGCAUUCAACCCAGCAGCAAGACAUCGUGGUCGAACAGUUCUGUGCCUACUGCCUGGAAAACUUUCCCAGACACCUCAGGAUGGCAGAGAGCGAUUCCGAUGUGCAAUCACUGCAGUUUGAGACACAUCUCGCGAGGGGCGGGCCCAGCCCCGCCGGCCGCUGCUUGGCCUGUUUGACCUUGCUGCCGCCACCCUGCACGGGCCCGGAGGACUUCUCGGAGCUCGCCCGUCGGGCCCAAGAGGCCCAAGCGGCCCAAGAGGCCCGCGAGGCCGCGAAGGCCGAGAAGAAGGCCGCCAAGGCCAAAAGGAGGGAGGAGGAGGCCAGGAGCUUGCGCGUGGCUGCGCGUCCUGUCAGGCAGCGCCAAGACGAAGAACGAGCUCUGCAUGAAUGGGGGCCGACAGUGUGUCAGCGGCUGCUGGCGAAGAGCGAGCUCGUGCUGUUCCACUUGACGCCGGCCAUUGAGGGGGCGAAGGUGGUAAAGCUCUUGUGCUCCGUGCACGUGCAUGACGUGAACUUCCUGCAGGUGUACUGGGACCAAAUGCGUCGCGAGACCUGGUCCGCGAACUUGCGCGACUGGCACGAGGUUGUGGUGAGCCGGGCCCAGUUGCGCGCUGCUGCGCCCCAAAUGUCGUUGGCCACGCUCGAUGAGGCCAUCCGCAACAUAGACAUACCGGCCGACCAGAGAGGCUUCUUCAACAAGCCUUCGGACACAGCGGCCGCCAGAGGCUACACGCGAAAGACGGUGGGUCCCUCUGCCCGCACGCGGGAAGAGCAUGAAGCUGAGGGGGCCCUGCUCCAGAACCUCCACGUCCUCUUGCCACUGGACCGCUGCAGCGUGGACGGCCGGGUGCCUGAUGGCGUCAAGGCAACACCCUUGGAGCAGCCGGCCAGAUCCAGCCAGCAGACUCGAGAAGGAAUGAUGAAGUUUGCCGAGCAUCGCAUGAUCUCUCGACUUGCUGAACACAUCACUGCAGACUGCUGCGAACAGACGGGAGAAGUGCAGGCCUAUGGUUUCUUGCCGGAGAAGCUGCUGCAGGUGGUCCAUGCCCUUCUCGCCUGGCUUAAGGUCCGAGCCUGCCCUUUCGAGGACAUCUCUCCGGCGGACAAGGACUUGCACUGGAGCAUUGCCUUGCAGUGGCGAGGCUUUCAGAUGUCCGCGUCCGAAAUGGAAUCCGCGGCGGCCCAAGCAGUGAGCAUCACGUUCCUGCACAUGCGCUACUUGAGCGCCUACGUGCGUUUCACCAAAGCGCAGAGCGUGUCCCUCCUUGCGGCACCAACGUCCUCCAGGCACUCUGACGACAGUGAGCCAUGGCCACAGCAGUCCAAGACUUGGGAAGGCACGCUGGACCGUUUGACUGCUCAGAACAGCAGUCACAUGAAGGUUCUGCUACGCCACGGGUCCAAGGCCAAGGCGCACCCGGCGAUGGAGAUGCAGAAGGUCUUCCCCAUUGCGCGGUCCGACUUUCAGGUGAUGGAGCAACAGUGCCAGGGUCGAGAGCACGCCGACAUCGUUGGCGUGGUCACGCAGUUGGACUUGCCACCAACCAGCAAGCCCAAGGCGAAUCUCUGGCUGAAAGACUUACCCGGAGGCAGGGCCCGAAAGCGCGGCUGCAGAACCGCAUGGACGCCGUCUUGCGAAAGUGUGGGGAUGCAGCCUGCGUGUCUGGGCCACCUGCUGCAAUUUUGCUUGACUCUGUAG